GUUCAUGUCCUUUGGAUUGUGAAUGCCAUUACCUGUCGGUACGAUGCAAAAAGGUGAUAUGGAAUCCGACUCAAGCCGACAUGAUUCAAGAAGAUACGAGAAAACUAUGGAUAGAGAAAUCUAGUGACCAGGAAAUGAACGAAACCGAGGGAUUGGAACUGUUGUCUGCAGUACACGUCAAUUUUUCUCGCCUCAUCAAUGUGAACAUGUUGUCCAUUCGCUCUUUUCCGUUUACUGUGAUCAAACCCGGAACAUUCGCACCACUUCGGUUCCUCGUCUACAUGGACCUCAUGAAAAAUAAAAUAUCUCGAUUGCAAGCAGACACUUUUAGAGGACUCAGGAGAUUGAAGGAAAUGUACAUAUUUAUGAAUGGACUCCAGACAAUUGAAGCUGGUGCUUUCAGAGGUCUUGAUUCACUUUCGAUGCUGAAUAUGAUGUAUAAUGAUAUCACUCGUCUUAGUUCUGGGAUGUUUGAAGGGCUUAGCAACCUCGAAGACAUGUGAGUAUGGUAAACAU
Strongylocentrotus purpuratus (purple sea urchin) is the source of this 516-nucleotide messenger RNA. RefSeq names its product leucine-rich repeat-containing protein 4-like. Gene Ontology annotation, molecular function: protein binding. The record is from RefSeq and is a predicted model, not a curated record. The coding region runs from base 81 to 503 and encodes 140 amino acids. The transcript has 6 exons. Gene Ontology annotation, cellular component: extracellular matrix. NCBI's taxonomy places the organism in Eukaryota, Metazoa, Echinodermata, Echinoidea, Camarodonta, Strongylocentrotidae.